AGUGGUGAUCAUGAGAUCGCAAAUAAUAAUAGACCUAUAUCGUUAUUGCCAGUGCUAUCAAAGAUUUACGAAUGGUUAUCGUCUACACAAAGUGGAAACAAGCAUCUACAAUCAACAGAAACCUCGGUAAUUCAGACUACAGACAUGUUCUUGAAUACCACUGAAAAGAAACAGGUAACUGCGAGUGUAUUACUCGAUAUGAGAAAAGCAUUCAAUAGCAUAGAUACCACGACUCUGGUUACUAAGUUAGAAGAUGUUGGCACAUCUUGUCAGGCAAUAAAAUGGUUCCAAUACUACCUAAAAUCCAGGUAUCAAGUAAUAAGAAUACAAACAACCUUAUCCUAG
Molecule: messenger RNA, 345 nt
Organism: Paramuricea clavata
Lineage: Eukaryota; Metazoa; Cnidaria; Anthozoa; Malacalcyonacea; Plexauridae
Source: the annotation of a GenBank genome assembly